UCGCAAUAACGCAGUAAGAGCUAAAAGAUGGAAUAACGGCAUCCCCGGAGUAGCCAGGAAUGACCCUUCUGAGUGGCAGACAUUUUUAUUUCGUCCCGCUUCCCAGUGCGGAGGCCUCGUGGGUGGAUGGGGGAGGUCACGUGACCACUUUCCUUUUUUUCCCCUCCUUCCCACAGAAACACACCCACGUCCUCCAGCAGCCUCUCUCCGCUACACUCGCCUCCUUCUGGAUGCCGUUGCCUGCACAAUGUUUCCACAACGGGGAUAAAUUCACUUGGUUUACUUUUAAACAACCUUCUGCAGCAUAUUUUGGAGGUGGUGGGAAGGAGUUCCACCUUCACGCCGUCUGGACAACUCAUAAGAUUCAAAAGGAAGCAUAGGAGGCGGUGGUUAGAAGAAAAAAAAAAAAGCUGCCGGAUCAUGAGUCUGGUGGAGGUGAGGCAGUUGGCGGGGUCAUUGACCCUGUCCCUAUCCAGCAACGACUCCAAGGAACGCUGCUUUGAGAGCGACCCGGAUAGCCUCCGGAGCCGUACCAUGUCUCCGGACCUGAGGCAGGACUUUAACAUGAUGGAGCAGAAGAAGAGGGUCACUCACAUCCUGCACAGUCCAGUGUUCAAAGACGAACUGGAAGGCCUGAUUCAGGAUCAGCUGACAAAGGGCAACACCCCCACAGGUCUCCUGGCUCUGAGACAAAUAGCCGACCUGGUCAUGGCCAGCACCGUGGGAGGGGCCGGGCCCUUGACGUCACCCAUCAGCUUGGGAAUGGUAUCGCCAAUUAACGACUUGUAUGCCGUGGAGUCGCCAUUCUUUUCCAAAGGAGAGAAGCUGAGCCGCUGCAGGCUAGCCAGCCUCUACAGGCUCGUGGACCUUUUCAGCUGGGCCCGUUUCACAAACUCCUACAUCACCGUGCGUGUCAACAAAGAGCAGGACCAUGUUCUUGUCAGUCCCAGAGGUCUUUCUUUUGCAGAGGUGACUGCAGCAACUUUGGUUAAAGUUAACAUGAUUGGCGAUGUUGUGGACCAAGGCUCUACCGAUCUGGGCAUCGACCGCUUUGGAUUCGCUCCCCACGCCGCCAUCUACGCCAUGCGGCCCGACUUGAGAUGUAUCGUACACGUCCACACGCCCUCUACAGCUGCCGUGUCCUCCAUGAAAUGUGGAAUACUGCCCAUUUCCCAGGAGGCCUUGCUUCUUGGAGACGUGAGCUGCUUGGGUUACCAUGGCAGCCUGGAUGAUAGAGAGGAGAAGGUGGAGUUUCAGAAAGCUCUGGGCCCUACUGCCAAGGUCAUGCUCUUGAGGAACCACGGGCUGCUCGCUCUGGGAGAAACCGUAGAAGAAGCCUUCCACUACAUGUACCACUCCCAGCAAGCGUGCGAAAUCCAGGUGCGGGCGUUGGCGUGCUCAGGUGGCGUGGAGAACCUGGUGCUCCUGGACAGAGAGAAGUUCAAACCGCUGACACAGGGGGUGGCUGCUGCAGGGGUGCUCAUGAGCAACCAACUGAAGUGGAAAGCGGGAGAGGCUGAGUUUGAGUCCCUGAUGAGGAUGCUGGACAACCUAGGCUACAGAACAGGCCACUCUUACAGGAACCCCAUCAUCCGUGAAAAGCCCAGGUCCAAGAACGACGUGGAGAUCCCCGCCACCGUGUCUGCGGUGACGACGGAGGACGGCGAGUCGGGCCUGCGCAGCCCCUUCAGGUUCCUGGUGCAGAAGCACCAGCGGGAGCGCACCAGGUGGCUCAACUCACCCAACAGCUACCUGAGGGUGGACGUGCCGGAACAGUCGCCCAGCGGGGACGUCAGCCCCAGAACCAAAACAAUGUGGAUGAAGUCUUCAGAGCCAGGCAAGAGCGUGGGCACCCCCAUAAAGAUUGAAGACCCCAACCAAUUUGUCCCACUAAAUACUGACCCCACAGAGGUUUUACACAAGAGGAACCGAAUGAAAGAGCAGCACAGAGGAGACCAGAUGACCGCAGGUCCAAAGUCCCAGUUGCUAGCUGGCAUUGUUGUGGACACCAUACCAGGACCAGCUUUCAUCGUUGAGGAUGAGGAGCACACUCGCUCCCUGCCCCCGAAUCCUUUCAACCAUCUGACGGAGGAGGUGCUGGAGGAGUACAAGAACAUGGUGGAACGCAAGCAACAAGGCCAAGACGAAGACGAAGAUGCUACCGAUGCAGACGAGAUGACCACCUUUGAUGGCUCGACCAUCUCCCUUUCUCUUUCUCCCAUCAUGACACCAGCCAAGCAAGACUCCAUACCCAAUGGGAAGGACCACUUGUCCGAUCUGGAAGAGGAUCUGAGCGUGGAGGUUUCCAAGCUCAGCCUGAGCGCUUCGGAGUCGCUGGAAAUCUCCAUCACCGCCAAGGACAAGAAGACGGGGGAGGCACAGACCUCGGAGAGCCAAACCACAAAGAAGAAAAAGAAGAAGUUCCACACGCCUUCCUUCUUGAAGAAGAGCAAGAAGGAGAAGAAACAUUAACGCAAGGGUAACGCCUUCUUAAACGUCUCCUUUGCCACUGGCGAGGCUUGGUGAUGCUAAUGACGGAUGUAAACACGUGAAUGGCAGCUGUGCAACGCGAACGCAGUGAAAGAUAUUAGUGGUUGUGUUUUUAAGGAGCGCUCAAGAGAAUCUUCUGAAGCUCCGUUUUUAACUAUCUAUUCCUUUUUUUGCACAAACUCCUCGUAUGAAUGUAUCCUAAACUAGCACGCCCGUCGUGUAACAGCGGCUACCGAUUAACGAUACUGUCCGAUAAAACAUUCCAGAUGAGGUGACUGUGGUGUGAUAACAUUAAACACGCGUGUGCUCCACUUAACAUGAAACUAACCAUGCUGUGAUUCUACAGUCUUAAUAAGCUGCUGCCAGCUUAGCGACUAACGACCCAUCAUGUGACCUAUAAUGUGAACCCCCCCAAGGGGAUUGACUCGUGUGUAAAUAGUUGGAUGUCAUUUUGCUAUAAUGUGAGCGUACAAUCGUAAUAACUCGUUUUUACCUGUUUGUGUGCUUCUGUUUUUACGUUUAUGCUAAACGUUUAUGCUACUCUUUGGCCACAUAUAUCGGAUGUUUCACCGCCGUGUGCAGCACCUCCACCAUGAAAUAAAGCGUUGUAGAAGUAUUUGCACAUCUUUUUCCCUUCCCUUCCCUUCAGAUAGAUAAUGGCACCAAGAAGGGGCCUCCUUUAGAAACAAUGCGCAGUGCGGAGUGAUAAUUGGCCGUGUGAAGCUGUAUAAUCAGCCUUCAGCCAUGAUAUCAAUGGCUGUUGUCAUGGUAAUCCAGCCGAGAGGGGCUGCAGAGACAAAGAGGGGAUUUGGUGUCUCCAACAGGUGUUCAUGUUGGGUGGGGUGGGGGGGCUGGCUGGGAGUGUCUGUAUACCUUCACCUCCCCCCGUACGCAUAAGAGGACGAGGUUAAGGAUGUUAUUGUCUACUAAAAGAUAACUGUGCCCAAAUAGGAACACGUUUCUCCAUCCACACUUGUCCUGAGCACCUUCUCGUACAAUACAAAACACGUGGAGGACGGUGGACGGUCCCGACGGCACCAUGGAGGCCCCAAAGCAGGUGACACACGUCUGGCCUGUCUGCUGUGACCUGAGGGCAACGUACGCCCAUUGUCUCCUCACAACAACAGCCUGACGUUUCUAAUGACCACACGGAUAGGUUGCACAUGCUGCACAGCCGUGACACCCCUCUGAUGUGUGUUGGGAUAGCAAGAUAAGCUGUUGCCCUCCAAGGUGAUAAGAAAUACGGGAGGAAUGUCAAGGAAAAGUGCACUUUUUGGGGAAUGUUGCCCAUCAUCCAUAAUCCUUAUGUGAGACAUGAACACACUGAAGAACUACCUUACUGGCGUAGUGACACCUCGCCACACCACACCGGCUAGUGACUAGCCAGAUAGCGACUAGCUUCACCACACACUCGCUCGCAACGCUGAUUAAGGCGCGACUUGGACAGGUUUGCACUUGCUGCACGGCUGUAAGACCAUGCUGAUGCAUCUGUCCUGUGUUUGCCAUUGAGCAGGUUAACGAGGCACUUUUAGAAGAUGUACAGUAAGCACUAUGUCGAGUAAGAUAUGAGAUCUCAUUACCAUCUCAUUUUGGGUUUGCACUUGCUGCACGGCUGUGGGAUCAUGCAAAUAUAAACUUCACUAGAUAGAUAGACAACGUCUGUGAGCCCAUACUGUCAUGAGCUUAGUUAGCUUUAGUGUUAAGUUUAGAUGUGAGUUGUACUUGGACGCAGGUUUGCACUUGCUGCAUGGCUGUGAGACAGUGCUGGAGUGUAUUUUGGUUGUUUAUUACAUAGCUAGAUAGGAUUAUAGAGAUAGUCAAGCAUUACGUCGAUCAAGAUGUGAUCUACUGUAAGUUGUACUGGCUGCAUGGCUGUGAGGAUACACAGUAAGCAUUAUGCUGAUGAGGAUGCCAGACUCAAUGAUGUCCAUUUUGGUUUGCACUUGUUGCACGGCUGUGAGACUGUGCUGAAGUGUAUUGUGCUUGUUUGAACUAGUUUGCUAAUUAUCAACAUACUUUCUGAAGAUGUAAUCAUUAUGUUGAUUAGAAUGAGAGCGCUAAUUACUGUGUGUCAUUUUGGGUUUGUGCUCGCUGCACGGCUGUGAGACUGUGCGGUGAUGAGUUGAGCUAGCUAGCCGGAUAGAUGGAUGGUCUUUUGCCUGCAUUUUGACCCCCCUCACGAGUGCACAAAGUCAGGACACACACACUCACACUCGCAUGUGCGUCCUCUGUGACAGCCGAGCCAUGGGUGUAAUCCUCAGGCUUUUCAGAUUACUCCAGUUGGGGUCACAUUCUACAUCGCGCUGCAACGGCUCGGCUUUCCGGCGUGCAGAUUGCAUUUUUUGUGUGUGUGUGUGUGUCCCGCAUGUCCAACAUUGUCAAUUCCAUCCCCCAUUACAUCCACAAAAUGAUUUGUUUUUGCCAUUCUGCUGAAAUAACGCCCCUCCUCCCCCCAGGGAGGGAGGGAAGGGAGGGUGUUACUCUCUCACAGGCGUCCGUUACAGGCCUGGGCCACAUCUGCAGCAGGCCGACCAUCUGCACCUAUUGUCUGGGAGGCACAGCCCAGGCGCGCACGCAUGGCUGGCCUUGUAAAGCGCAGGCCCUUUCCCCUCUGCCCUCCUCCAGCCCUCGCAGGCUGCAGACAAAUGACUUCUUCAUCAGCAGCACACAACACACGUCCACUAGUUAGCGAGGCCCGCAUUCACUCUCAAGGUUAGUUUGUCUCCCAUUAGGCUCCACGCAAAGGUCAGAGUUCACGUCGGGAGAGUAGGACUGCUUUGCUUCACGAUGCGUCUAAGCUGCUUUUAAAGUGCUCCAUAGGGCACAAAUGCCAAGUCAAUAGCGAGGAAUCACCAGGAAGCACGGGAAAGUCAGCAAAUUACGCUUAAUCAUCACAUUUGCAGCGUUUCAUGUCAAAAUGCUUCAGGAACAAGAAGAAGCGGCGCUCGGAGCUGGAAUUGUACAGGGGAUAUCAUUUUGAUAUCACAAGAAAAAGUCAUAGUACAAAAAAUAUAAAAAACAAGAUUAUUUUGGGAAAUUGAUACUAUUACAACAUUAUUCCUGUAACAUUACUGUUAAAUUACUAACUUUAUUAUGAUGAUGUCAUUGAACAUACAGUAUGAUUUUUAUUCUUUUCUUCUUUUUUUGUGCAGAUUUACAAACUUUUUUCUUGGAACUUUUUAUUAUAACCUCAUCGUAAAAAGACCUUUCCAUUUGUGCCUUGUAACAUCGCAACUUCUUUCAACCCCACCCCCCAACCAAAUCGUCAUGGUGGUCCUUUCUUUUGCGUCACUUAAGAUGUUACUCUGAUAACCGCAUGGAAUUUUUUUUCAGCUUUUUUACCGUAAUGCUCGUAACAUGAUGACUCUUUUCAUAUCAUAUUAGGACUCCGUUUUCAUAAACGUUUGUCUUUAUUUCUGGAAACAUUACAGUUUCUUUACCAUUUUUCUUUCUUGUAGCUUUCUCGUAACACACAUCUGAUCAAUGUUGAAAAAUGGUAAGAAUGUACAUUUUGUACUGUUGGAUCAUAAGGAGAUUAAAAAUGCAAAAAGAAGAAAUGGGAGUGAGACAAAAAAGCAUUUUUUUGCAAGGAAGCAUUCAGGUGAAAUAAUCUGUUCAUCAGCUGAUCAAAAUUUUAAGACCAUAGCUCAAAAAAGCCCAAAUUCCCCUAAAGUAGAAAUAAACUGUUGAAAAAAGGAGUCAGUAAUGAGUAGCUGUGCCAUUCCUGAACCGUAAGCAAAGCUCCCAAUUUACCUGUGGAUCUACAUUCCUUUGGGUAGUGACCGAAAGGACAACAUGGCAGGUACCAGCGGCCGAAAUGAGUUUUCUCAUCAUAGGGUGGCUGGGCUCUCCCUUUCAAGAUUCAAGAUUGAAGAGUUUUAUUGUCAUAUGCACAGCGUCUGUGUAGGCUCUCAGUCGUACAGGAGUUGUCCAUCGAGGGAAAGGCUUCUUGAGACGUCAUCUGUACUUCUGUGAAGAAAGUGUCGGACGUUUCGCUCCUCAUCCGAAGAGCCUUUCCCUCGAUGUCAUAUGCACAGUAAAACAGGCAGUUAUACUAAGCAAUGAAAUUCUUAUUCUGUUCAUUCUCCCAAGAAAAGAAAGAAAACACAAGAAAAACAUAAGAAACAUAAAUACCAAUAAAUUAAGCAACAACAGAAGAGACAUUAAUACAGAUAAAUAAUACAAAUAAGUAAAUAGAGUGCUAUGAGUGUGUGCGUGUGUUGCGUGCGGCGUGUGUGAGUGCUUCGUUGAGAAACCUGAUGGCCUGUGGGUAAAAGCUGUUUGCCAGCCUUGUGGUCCUGGACUUCAAACUCCUGUAGCGUCUGCCUGACGGUAGGAGUGUGAAUAAUGAGUGUUGUGGAUGUGUGCUGUCCUUGAUGAGGUUGUGUGUUCUUCGUAGGACUCUAGUUUUAUAAAUGUCUUGCGUGAGGGGAGGGCUGCCCCAACAAUGUUCUGUGAGGUCUUGAUCACCCGCUGGCCCUUACAGAUAAGGUGAGAAGUACUGUUGUCCGGGCGAAGUUCAUAGUAGAGGUGCUGCUCCUAUGCUUUGAGAGGAGCCAGAUGAGUUGGGUCAGGCAUCUGGUCAGGAUGCCUCCCGGACGCCUCCCUGGGGAGGUGUUCAUAGCACGUCCGACCGGUAGGAGGACUCAGGGAAGACCCAGGACACGUUGAAGAGACUAUGUCUUUCAACUGGCCUGGGAACGCCUCGGGGAACGCCUCGGGAUCCGCCGGAAGGAGCUGGAUGAAGUAGCCGCAGAGAGGGAACUCUGGGCUUCCUUGCUUAGGCUGCUGUCCCCGUGGUCCCACCUCUUGCAAGUGGUAGAGGAUGGAUGGAUGGAUGAGUGGACCAUUCCUGUUAAUCAGCUGAAAAAUUUGAACGUGCUUGAUGCCAGUGUUUCCAGGAGGCUACUGGGACUGUUGCUCCAGGUGGUGAAGAUGGCUUCACGGAGGACAUCCACUGUCCUCUUUGUAACUUUGUAAACUUCCCUUGCCAUCCAUCCUCAAAUGUUCUCCAUUGGAUUUAGAAGAGGGGAACACGCGUGAGCUUAUUCCUCCGGAAGAAGUCCUUUUGUGAAGUGCAGCGUUGUCCUGUUGAAGAAGCCAGUCAUCACCACACAGACGAGGGCCUUCAGUCAUGAGGGAUGCCCCCUGCAACAUCUCCACAUAGUCAGCUGACAUUUGACGCCCCUGCACAACCUGAAGCUCCAUUGUUCCAUGAAAGGAUGAUGAUGUUGCCCCACUCUAAUGUGCCGUGUGGAAAACAUCUCAGGUGAGAUAUUCUUGUCAUGCCAGUAACAUUGGAAGCCAUCAGGACCGUCAAGGAAGAAUAAACUUUCUUCCACCUUUCAAUGUCCCAAGUUUGGUGCCUUCCUGCUAAUUCCAAACGGACAAUUUUGUGGCCUUGAAGGAGACGAGGCCUUUGAAGACACUUUUUGUUCUUAAAAGCCUCCUGUCGUUAUCGGACUGCACUCUGCACCGGUAGCAACCUUCAUUUAGGCCGAGGAUGGUCCCGUGUUUUGACAAACAGCCAAUGGGAUCUUCCAGCUCUUUUUUGGGGGGGGUCUACCACUUGACUUUUUUGUUCCAUGAGCCUCAGGGUGUAUUUCAGAAGUUUGGGAUGAGUGUCUUCCUGUGUCCAACCUCAGCAGCAAUGGUGGCUGCCAGAGAGAGGCCUUGCUUAUGCAGCUCAACAAUCCCACCGCCUUCAAAGAGAGAAAGCUGUUUUGCCUUUGCCAUCAAGAGAUCAUGACAGUGGGAAUACCUGACACUAAAUCAUAUUCAACCCACAUGUUUGCCAAGAUUUUGGCUUUUAAAGGCUGUGCUCUUCAACUGUUGAUCAUCUGAUGAACAGCUUCUUUGCAAUAAAUUGCUUACUGAAAAUGUUUUCCGUCUCGCUUCCAUUUUGUCUUUUGAAGCUCUACGUAGAACCUCCUUAAGAUCCAACAGUGCAAAAUGCCGAUUCUUGCCAUUUUUCAACUGGUCUUAACAUUUUGAUCAGGAGUGUAUUACGGCAACGUAAUUUUGCAACAUUACGAUAUAUUUUUUCCUUGCAGCUUUACUGCAAAUAUUCCAACUUCUUUCUUACAUAAAUACUUAAUUUUAUGUUCUUUUAAGUUUACUGCUUUUUUGGUCUGAUUUGUAAUAU
Molecule: messenger RNA, 8635 nt
Organism: Dunckerocampus dactyliophorus (ringed pipefish)
Lineage: Eukaryota; Metazoa; Chordata; Actinopteri; Syngnathiformes; Syngnathidae
Gene: add3b
Product: adducin 3 (gamma) b
Exons: 15
Coding region: 421-2472 (683 amino acids)
Biological process (GO): barbed-end actin filament capping
Cellular component (GO): plasma membrane; postsynaptic density; cytoskeleton
Molecular function (GO): actin filament binding
Source: RefSeq, a predicted model, not a curated record